Messenger RNA from Exophiala spinifera, 2598 nucleotides. RefSeq lists its product as uncharacterized. Gene Ontology annotation, molecular function: actin binding; small GTPase binding. The transcript has a single exon. The coding region runs from base 1 to 2598 and encodes 865 amino acids. The record is from RefSeq and is a predicted model, not a curated record. Lineage: Eukaryota; Fungi; Ascomycota; Eurotiomycetes; Chaetothyriales; Herpotrichiellaceae. Gene Ontology annotation, biological process: actin cytoskeleton organization.
AUGGCUCCAACGGUUCAACAAGUCGCCCAGAUAUUCGAGGAUGCUGCCGACAGCAACGAGCCUCAACAGAGAGGCCGCAGACUCAACCGCAACCGAGCACCAUCCGUCGGCGAUGUCUUGAGAGGGCGUCGAAAAGAGAAUCGCAGCCCUACUAAAUCGAACAUAGCCUCUCACCGUGAGCCUGUCAACGCCGCAAGUCCUCUGGGAGAACGACACAUCAAUAGUCCUCCCCAACCUAAGAUCAUUCCUACAAAGACCGACGACGUGGGCGUAUCCCCUCGACGACCUCUCCACAAGAAAACAGGGAGCUCAGUGUCCUUGAAAAGCCUGAUACGAGGAAAAGAGAAGAGCACCACGGAAUGUGGUAGUGUCUCACCAACAGAAGCAGAAGCAUCAGCAAUCGAGAAGAAACCCAAGAAGAUCAAAUCAACGGCCAACCUUUCUGAUCUGCUCAAGAGAAGGUCAAAGAAGGACCUCAGAGAGCAAGCAGACAGCCAAGAACACAAUACACUACCCUCACAAUCUGCCAUUGAGACCCCAAUCUGGGCUCAGUUCGCAACCCAACCAGUCGGUAGCCCAGACGGCACGAUGCUUUACCCGGGGUCGUCAAGAAGGACUGUGGAGGAGGAAAUCAGACUAUACACGCCCCGAGACUUCUCAGAGUUUCGACCGGCAGAGCAGAGAAACUUUUACGGCUACAGUCCAGCGACGCCUUCAUCUUUGGAUCACAAGCCACCAACCCGUCCUUUUCUGGAGCACAAAUCUAGCCGAAGUUCAAUCUUCACGGAAAAUCUUGAUGACGACGAGCCGCAGACCGAGUCGAAGACCCCCAAGAGUCGUGAUCCGAACACCAGUCGACCAAGUUCAUCCUCUGUCCCCGUGGACCGUCCCGCUCUUUCGACUCGCUCGUCAGAGUCGUCUCAGGCAGAUACGAAAGCGAAAAGGGGAUCCAGGGUGUUUGAGGUCAUUCAGAACUUUAAUUCCAAAGCUCGCCGUGGUGAGCGUAAAGCAGCUGGGACCGCACCGGGAAGCACACCACCGCUGAGUCCCCAGGAGAUCGACACUGCAUUUGAGAAGGUCUUGGACUCACUCAACAUACCACUGAACAUGCGCGACAACAUGCGCAGUUUGAAGCCGGACGUCAAAGCGGGCCUGAUGAAAAGUGAUAGAAUUGGCAGCAACUCCUCAACAGACACUACCAAUUCAGGAGCACCAGAAGCCCGAUCUCCUACUAAAAGUCCCACCAAGAAGGAGACUGAGCGACAAGGAAGCGAGGAAGAAGAUGGGAAAGAUGGCAAGAGAUCUCGAUCACGAUCUCGGCCCCGAAGUCGCAUUUUGACACUGUCGAAGCGUGACGACAGUUCCCCCACCAAGUUAGAAAAGCAAGGCUCGUCUUCCAGAUCUCGUAGCAAGAGCAGGAACAAAUCAGCCGACCUGACAAGCUCAAGACCUACGUCUGCACGUGCCAUGACAUCCACGACGUCGCUUGCCUCACUAAAUCCGGCAGACAGUGCUACGACUCCAGGGGAUUUUAUUCACUAUCUCCGGGAGGUUCAGAAGCCGGAACUGGUCGAGGUCAGCAAAUUGCACAAGCUUCGCAUCUUGCUGAGGAACGAAUCAAUCAGCUGGACGGAUCAUUUCGUGACAAAAGGCGGCAUGGAUGAACUUCUCAAGCUGUACUACCGCAUCUCCAAGAUCGAAUGGCGAGAGGAGCAUGAAGAUAACUUGCUUCACGAGACUUUGCUCUGCUUGAAAGGCUUGUGCACCACGUCUCUUGCACUUCGCCGACUCCAGGAAGUAGAACAUGAGUUUUUCCCAGCCAUAUUGAGCAUGCUGUUCGAUCCGGAACGGAAAGGACCUUCAGAGUUCAACACAAGAGGAGUGAUAACAUCGCUCCUGUUCGCUCAUUUGUCUGCUGCUGCUAUUGCAGGUGACCAGAAUCAAGUCAAACUACGGGCACAAACCGUGCUCGGAUUCCUCAAGGAUCCAACCCCGACAGAUGGAAAAGAGCCAUUGGACUUUGUGUCCCAGAUGCAUGUGCCCCGACCAUAUCGCGUUUGGUGCAAGGAAGUUGUUAACGUCACCAAAGAGGUCUUUUGGAUCUUCCUGCAUCAUCUCAACGUCGUCCCCGUUCUAGAGGCCGAUGAGACCAAUGGCUAUCUUCGUGCGCACUAUCCGGCCCCGAGGCCGCCGCACCCAGCAGCUCCGUAUGUCGGUGGGGUCGAGUGGGAAGCAACGCAGUAUCUUGCAAUCCACUUGGACCUACUGAAUGGUCUCAUUGCUGCUCUGCCGACGGCAGCCGAUCGCAAUGCACUGCGAGAGGACCUCAAGCAGUCUGGAUUCGAGAAGAUCAUGGGCGGAAGUCUGCGCACGUGCAAGGAGAAGUUUUAUGGUGCGGUUCAUGAAGGACUGAAAUGCUGGGUGUCGGCGGCAAAGGCAGAUGGCUGGCCCGUCGAAGACGUGCGGGCCGGAGCACCACGAGAGGCCGCGAGUCCCCGGAAGAGUCCUAUGAAGAAGAAGACAGAGGAACCGCCUCGACUUGCCCUAGAUGUCGGGGUCGGUCAGGUACAACUUGCGAAGGCUGACGACUGGAUAUGA